CAUGUUACCUGAUAAGGUCGGUUAUCUUGUUAUCACUGACCGUGUACCAACACAAAGAGCUGGUGACAGCAGGCUCUGACGGGUACCCACGGGACGGGAUGAGGAAUGCUCAAUGCUAGAAUGGAAGUCUUCUUAUUCUUAUUGUUCUACAUAGGAAAUGUUGUCGGGGAUCUGUGUUUCAAUGAGGCUACAGGCAACACCUUCUUCUGCCAGGCUCGGUGCUGUGAUGACCACUGUUGUGUGACGUAUGACGACUAUACUCAUUGGGACAGUGACCAGAUUGCGGGGGCGGUCAUUGGAACCCUUCUGGGUGGCACUAUUCUAGUCUUAGUAAUUAUCUAUGUUGUAAGGAAUUAUUGCCACAAAUCGCGGCCAGUUUACUCAUCAAGAUCUGGAAGAACAAUUGCUAUCAUCAGUGACGAUAGGAUGACAAACAUAUCGGUGAGUUCGUCUGCCACAGAGAUGUCAAGAUAUCCCCCAUCUUACGAGGAAUCAAUGGCGUCUGCAUCAGGAAAGGUCAAAUACUCACAGUUCGAAAACGAGGCAUAAUAAAAAAAAUGACAAUAUGAUAUAUAUUUUAUGAAAAUAAUGAAUUAUAAAAUUGUAUACUAUUCACAUCUGUGUAAGUUGAUUAAUUAUGUUUUGUUGUAAGUGAUGGCAUGAUGAACCGUAUAUAUGUUAUGACUUGCAAUUAACUGAUACAAAUUGUGAAAUGAAAAUACACAGCCUUAACCUUUAAUUUUUUU
This is a messenger RNA of Magallana angulata, 746 nucleotides long. RefSeq lists its product as uncharacterized. The coding region runs from base 106 to 549 and encodes 147 amino acids. The record is from RefSeq and is a predicted model, not a curated record. NCBI's taxonomy places the organism in Eukaryota, Metazoa, Mollusca, Bivalvia, Ostreida, Ostreidae. The transcript has 4 exons.